AACCCAAAAGUACAAUUUGGCUUUCGCCGAAGCCAAAAAUCUUCACUUGCUUCUUCUUCUCUCUAAAACCUUAUCUUCUCCGCCCAUGGCCGCCUUCUCCGUCAACGGGCAGCUUAUCCCGACGGCAACUAGCUCCACCGCUUCCACCUCUCUCUCUUCUCGUCGGAAAUUUCUAUCUCCUUCCUCGUCUCGCCUCCCUCGCAUCUCCUCACCAUCUCCUCGCGUUCCAUCGAUAAAAUGCAGCAGUAGCUUACCUAACCGAGAUACAGAGACUUCCUCAAAGGAUUCUCUCCUUAAAAACCUAGCUAAACCUCUAGCCGUAGCCUCAGUCUCCUCCGCUGCGUCAUUCUUUCUAUUCCGAAUCUCGAAUCUUCCGUCGGUUCUGACCGGUGGCGGUGGAGGAGGAGGAGAUGGGAAUUCCGGUGGAUUUGGUGGUGGAGGCGGUGGUGGAGAUGGAAAUGAUGGUGGAUUUUGGGGGAAAUUGUUUGCUCCUGCUCCGGCGGUUGCUGAUGAAGAACAAUCACCGGAUUGGGAUUCUCAUGGUUUACCGGCGAAUAUCGUUGUGCAAUUGAACAAGCUCAGUGGUUUCAAGAAGUAUAAGGUCUCUGAUAUUAUGUUCUUUGAUCGACGGAGACAAACCACAAUUGGUACUGAAGAUUCCUUCUUCGAGAUGGUCUCGAUUCGUCCUGGUGGAGUUUACACUAAAGCUCAAUUGCAGAAGGAGCUUGAAACCCUAGCUACUUGUGGAAUGUUUGAGAAAGUUGAUUUGGAAGGGAAAACGAAACCUGAUGGAACCCUAGGUGUUACAAUCUCCUUUGCUGAGAGUACAUGGCAAUCUGCUGAUAGGUUUAGAUGUAUCAACGUUGGGUUAAUGGUGCAGUCGAAACCGAUUGAGAUGGAUUCAGAUAUGACUGAUAAAGAGAAGCUUGAGUAUUACAGGAGCUUGGAGAAGGAUUACAAGAGGAGAAUUGAUAGGGCACGGCCUUGUUUGUUGCCUGCACCUGUGUAUGGUGAGGUUAUGCAGAUGUUGAGGGACCAAGGGAAAGUGAGUGCCAGGCUUUUGCAAAGGAUUAGGGACCGUGUUCAGAAAUGGUACCAUGAUGAAGGGUAUGCUUGUGCUCAAGUUGUGAAUUUUGGGAAUUUGAAUACUAAGGAGGUUGUUUGUGAAGUUGUGGAAGGUGAUAUAACUCAGCUGGUUAUUCAGUUUCAAGAUAAGCUUGGUAAUGUGGUUGAAGGUAACACUCAAGUUCCUGUGGUGCGCAGGGAAUUGCCUAAACAGCUUCGCCAAGGCUAUGUUUUCAACAUUGAAGCUGGGAAACAAGCUCUUAGGAACAUCAACUCAUUGGGGCUGUUCUCUAACAUUGAAGUCAAUCCACGCCCAGAUGAGAAAAAUGAAGGGGGCAUUAUUGUUGAGAUCAAGCUUAAGGAGCUAGAACAGAAGUCAGCUGAAGUCAGUACAGAAUGGAGUAUUGUUCCUGGGCGUGGAGGAGCUCCCACACUGGCUUCAUUCCAGCCAGGUGGGUCUGUUACUUUCGAGCAUCGAAACCUCCAGGGUCUUAAUAGGUCUCUCAUGGGUUCAGUGACCACUAGCAACUUCUUGAAUCCUCAGGAUGAUCUUUCAUUUAAGCUUGAGUAUGUGCACCCGUAUCUGGAUGGUGUUUACAAUCCUCGGAAUCGAACAUUCAAAACGAGCUGCUUCAACAGCCGCAAACUUAGCCCAGUAUUCACUGGAGGACCCGGUGUUGAGGAAGUGCCACCAAUUUGGGUUGAUCGAGCUGGUGUGAAAGCUAAUAUAACUGAGAACUUCACCCGUCAGAGUAAGUUUACAUAUGGACUUGUGAUGGAGGAGAUAACAACCCGAGAUGAAAGCAGUCACAUUGCUGCAAAUGGUCAGAGACUACUACCUAGCGGUGGAAUCAGUGCUGAUGGACCUCCAACAACUCUCAGCGGUACUGGUAUUGAUCGAAUGGCUUUUCUACAAGCCAACAUCACCCGUGACACUACCAAAUUUGUUAAUGGGGCAGUUGUUGGACAGAGGACUGUCUUUCAGGUUGAUCAGGGACUGGGUAUUGGGAGCAAAUUCCCGUUCUUCAACCGCCACCAGUUAACCAUGACAAGAUUCAUUCAGCUGCGGGAAGUAGAAGAAGGGGCUGGUAAGUCACCACCACCGGUUCUAGUCCUCCAUGGGCAUUACGGAGGCUGCGUUGGCGACCUUCCAAGCUACGAUGCUUUUGUCCUUGGUGGUCCGUACUCUGUCCGUGGCUACAACAUGGGAGAGCUCGGCGCUGCUAGAAACAUUGCCGAGGUGGGUGCUGAGAUCAGAAUACCUGUGAAGAACACUCAUGUCUACGCCUUUGUUGAGCAUGGAAAUGAUUUAGGAAGCUCAAAGGACGUGAAGGGAAACCCUACAGCAGUCUACAGGAGAACGGGGCAGGGUUCAUCCUACGGUGCAGGUGUGAAACUCGGUUUGGUCCGAGCUGAGUAUGCUAUAGAUCACAACAACGGAACUGAUGCUAUCACUGGGUUCGUUUUGAAAAAGAUCGGUGGCUAUCUUAUCAAUGAAGUGUCGAUGUUGAUUGGAGUCAAAGACGAUCUAGAGGAGCUGAAGACGGAGUUGACGUGCAUCCAUGGUUAUCUUAAGGAUGUUGAAGCUCGAGAAAGAGAAGAGGAGGUCUCAAAAGAGUGGACAAAACUUGUUUUAGAUAUCGCCUAUGACAUCGAGGAUGUUUUGGACACCUAUUUCUUGAAAGUUGAAGAAAGAUCACAGAGACGAGGCUUGUCGAGAUUGACCAACAAAAUAGGCAAGACAAAAGAUGCGUACAGCAUAGGUUGUGAUAUCAGAAUCCUCAAGAGAAGAAUCUUGGAUAUCACUCGCCAGAGGGAGACUUAUGGUAUAGGAGGCUUAAAAGAGCCUCAAGGAGGAGGGAAUAUUUCAAGCUUGAGAGUUAGGCAGCUUGGGCGUGCUCGAUCUGUUGAUCAGGAAGAGUUAGUAGUUGGUUUGGAAGAUGAUGCUAAGAUUCUUUUGGCAAAGCUUCUUGGUGAUAAUAAGGAGGACAAGAGGCAUAUUAUCUCCAUCUUCGGUAUGGGAGGUCUCGGAAAAACUGCACUUGCCAGGAAGCUUUACAACUCAGGGGAUGUGAAGAGAAGAUUUGAUUGCCGUGCGUGGACCUAUGUUUCUCAAGAGUAUAAAACUGGAGAUAUACUUAUGAGAAUCAUUAGAUCUUUGGGAAUGACUUCAGGGGAAGAGUUGGAGAAGAUCAUAAAGUUUGCAGAGGAGGAACUUGAAGUUUACCUUCACGGUCUUCUAGAAGGGAAAAAGUAUUUGGUGGUCGUGGAUGAUAUAUGGGAGCAAGAAGCGUGGGAGAGCUUGAAGAGAGCGUUACCGUACAAUCAAGGAGGAAGUAGAGUCAUCAUCACUACGCGUAUCAGAGCACUAGCUGAAGGCGUGGAUGGGACAGUCUACGCCCAUAAGUUAAGCUUCCCGUACGACAGAAGUGUAAACAAACGGAUGCGAUCCUUCUUAAUCAUCGGAGAACGAGGGGGUAUUGUCCAGACCACAAACUUGAAACUGAAGCUACUUCGAGUGCUAGAUAUUGGAAGGCUUUCUUUUUAUAGUGAGUUUUAUACCCAUACGACUUUACCAGAUGUGAUCGGGGAUUUAAUCCACCUGAGGUAUCUAGGGAUCGGUGAUAUAGAUGUCAGCAUUUUACCAGCUUCCAUCUCCAAUUUACGGUCUCUACAGACACUAAAUGCAUCAGGCCAUAAGCUCUUCCAGGACACGACCGAUCUAAGUAAUAUUACAACACUGAGGCAUGUCAUUGGAAAAUUUGUGGGAGAAUGUCUAAUAGGCGACGGAGUAAACCUUCAGACCUUGAGGUCUAUCUCUUCCUACAGCUGGAGCAAGCUGAACCAUGAGUUACUCAUAAAUCUUCGGGACUUGGAGAUCUACGACGACUCUAACUGGGUAGACCAGAGAACAGUUUCGUUAGACUUGGUUUCCUUCUCUAAAUUGAAAAAUCUCCGUGUCCUCAAGCUCGAAAUGAGAAACUUCAAGUUAUCGUCGAAAUCAAAAACGACAAUUGGGUUAGUGGAUGUGAACUUUCCCACUCUUGAGUCUCUGACACUUGUCGGAAUAACUUUCGAGGAAGACUCAAUGUCUGCUUUGCAGAUAUUACCUAGACUGGAAGAUCUGGUCUUGAAAGAUUGUAGUUACUCGGGAGGGAAGAUCAUGAGCAUCAGUGCACAGGGUUUUGGUCGGUUGAGGAAUCUUGAAAUGUUCAUGGAAAGUUUUGAUGAGUUGCGGAUUGAAGAAGAGGCCAUGCCUACAAAAGAUGAUGAAGAAACGAGAUUGCUUGCAGGAGAAGAAAGGAAAAUAGUUGAGGUUGUCACAAGAAUAGAUGGACGUACACUUAAAGAUCCAUCAACUCGAUCCUGUUGCAAUGGUAGAUGCGAUCACGGAGUUCGUUGUGGGAAAGAUCGGCAGCUAUCUCAUCGAAGAAGAGCCAAUGCUGAUUGGAGUCAAAGAAGAUCUAGAGGAGCUAAAGACAGAGUUGACGUAAUGACGUGCAUCCAAGUUUAUCUCAAGGAUGUUGAAGCUUGUGACAGAGAAGAUGAGGUCUCAAAAGAGUGGACAAAACUGGUUUUAGACAUCGCUUAUGAUGUCGAAGAUGUUUUGGACAUCUAUUUUCUGAAACUCGAAAAAAGACCACAAAGGCGAGGCCUCAAGAGAUGGACGACCAACAUAACAGGCGAGAAGAAGGAUGCGUACAACAUAGUUGAUGAUAUCAGAACCCUCAAACGAAGAAUGUUGGAUGUUAUUCGCAAGCGGGAGAUGUAUGGCAUAGGAAACUUUAGUGAGCAUCGAGCAGUAGCGACUACUUCAAGGGUGAUGGAGCUUCGGUGUCCUCGAUCUGAUGAUCAGGAAGAGCGUGUAGUUGAUUUGGAAGAUGAUGCUAAGGUUCUUUUGACAAAUCUUCUUGACGAUGAUGGGGAUAACAAGACAUAUAUGAUCUCCAUAUUCGGCAUGGGAGGUCUCCGAAACACUGCUCUUGCGAGGAAGCUUUAUAACUCUAGCUAUGUGAAGGAAAGAUUUGAAUAUCGCGUAUGGACUUAUGUUUCUCGAGAAUGUAAAACAGGAGAUAUUCUUAAGAGAAUCAUAAGAUCAUUGGGAGAAACAUCUGAGGUAGAGCUUGAAAAGAUGGCGGAGGAGGAGUUAGAAGUUUACCUUAAUGAUAUUUUACAAGGAAAAAAAUAUCUGGUGGUGGUAGAUGAUAUAUGGGAGAGAGAAGCGUGGGAGAGCUUGAAGAGAGCUUUACCUUGCAACUAUGAAGGACGCAGAGUCAUCAUCACUACACGUAUUAGAGCCGUGGCUGAAGGCGCAGACCAAAGAGUCUACACCCAUAACAUAAGGUUCUUAACGUUUGAAGAAAGCUGGAACUUGUUUGAGAAGAAAGCAUUUAGAGAUAUCGUAAAGGUCGAUCAAGAACUGCAGAAAAACGGAAAAGAAAUGGUUCAAAAAUGCGGUGGAUUACCGCUUACAACAGUCGUUCUUGCUGGGCUAAUGUCUAGGAAGAGGCCGAACGAGUGGAAAGAUGUGUGGGACAAUUUGCGCGUAAAGGAUGAUCACAUUCAUGUCUCCACUUUGUUUGAUCUAAGCUUCAAGGAGAUGCGAAAUGAGUUAAAACUCUGCUUUCUAUACCUUAGCGUCUUCCCAGAGGACUAUGAGAUCGACGUAGAGAAAUUGAUACAAUUACUUGUAGCAGAGGGGUUUAUACAAGAUGACAAAGAGAUGAUGAUGGAAGAUGUGGCACGGUAUUAUAUCGAAGAACUGAUUGAUAGAAGUUUAGUGGAAGUCAGGGAAGUGGUUCACCAUCUUAUGGACAACAACUACUUGUGCGACAGACGUGUGAACAAACAAAUGCGAUCCUUCUUGUUUUUCGGUGAAUGGAGAAGCGACAUUACUUACGUUGAAACCAUUACUUUGAAACUGAAGUUACUUCGAGUGCUUAAUCUUGGAGGACUUCAUUUUAUCUGUCAAGGAUAUAGCCCUUGGAGUUUACCAGAUGUGAUCGGAGGUUUAGUCCACUUGAGGUACCUUGGGAUCGCCGAUACCGUUGUGAACAAUUUACCAGAUUUCAUCUCCAACUUACGGUUUCUACAGACACUAGAUGCAUCAGGCAACUCCUUCGAGCGAAAUACUGAUCUAAGUAAGCUCAUAUCACUAAGGCAUCUCAUUGGAAGAUUCAUCGGAGAAUUGCUAAUAGGCGACGCGGUGAACCUUCAGACCUUGAAAUCUAUCUCCUCCUACAGCUGGAGCAAACUAAAGCAUGAGUUACUCAUAAAUCUUCGGGACUUGGAGAUCUACGAGUUCCACAUAUUGAACGACCAAAUAAGAGUUCCUUUAGACUUAGUUUCCUUAUCGAAACUGAAAAAUCUUCGUGUCUUGAAGAUUGAAGUAGUGACCUUCAGCUUAUUUUCCGAAGAAACAGUUCGGUUCGAACUCCUUGUUGAGUUGACACUGCAUUGCAACAUAACAAGACUUCCAAGAGACAUGGAUUUGAUCUUUCCCAGUCUUGAGUCCCUUACACUUAUAGUAAAUCUCCAAAAAGACCCAAUGCCUGCUCUACAAAAACUACAACGUCUAGAAGAUCUGGUCUUGUAUUCUUGUGGCUACCCGGGAGCGAAAAUGUGCAUCAACGCACAAGGUUUUUGUCGGCUGAGGAAACUUGAAUUGAUCGUAAAAAGAUUAGAUGAGUUGGAGAUUGAAGAAGAAGCCAUGCCAAAUUUGGUGGAGUUAAAUCUUGACAAUAGAGAUGGAGCUACAAAGCUGAUGAUUCCUGAUCGAUUGCGAGCGUUUCUUUGAGACUACUACAGUAGCUGGAAAACAAUGGUGGAGCAACGAAGUUGAUGAUUCUAGAUUGUUUGCAAGCUUUUGUUUUAGACGUAUCAACUUGUUUCAUUAGUAAACACAGUUUGUGAUUUUUAAGAAAGUUUCUUCGGCUAU
Messenger RNA from Arabidopsis arenosa, 7003 nucleotides. NCBI's taxonomy places the organism in Eukaryota, Viridiplantae, Streptophyta, Magnoliopsida, Brassicales, Brassicaceae. The record is from the annotation of a GenBank genome assembly.